Kogia breviceps (pygmy sperm whale) is the source of this 2071-nucleotide messenger RNA. RefSeq names its product forkhead box A1 (gene FOXA1). Gene Ontology annotation, biological process: anatomical structure morphogenesis; cell differentiation; regulation of transcription by RNA polymerase II. Gene Ontology annotation, molecular function: transcription factor binding; DNA-binding transcription factor activity, RNA polymerase II-specific; protein domain specific binding. The record is from RefSeq and is a predicted model, not a curated record. Lineage: Eukaryota; Metazoa; Chordata; Mammalia; Artiodactyla; Physeteridae.
AGAGGCCGCCCGCUCACUUCCCGCGGAGGCGCUCCCGGGCGCCGCGCUCCGCGGCCGCCGCCUGCCCCCUCCCGCCCUGUUGCCGCCGCCGCCGCCGCGCACGCCGCGCCCCGCAGCGCCUGGCUUCCUCCUCGCUAGGGUGGCGUUGGGCCGGCGCGGGCGCUCACUUGACUGCAGCUACUCCGCUCCCCGCCCCCCGCGGCUGCCAGUCGCUUCGCACAGGGCUGGAUGGUUGCAUCGAGCAGGGUGGCUCCAGGAUGUUAGGGGCUGUGAAGAUGGAAGGGCACGAGAGCAGCGACUGGAACACCUACUACGCCGACACACAAGAGGCCUACUCCUCGGUCCCGGUCAGCAACAUGAACUCGGGCCUGGGCACCAUGAAUUCCAUGAACACGUACAUGACCAUGAACACCAUGACCACGAGCGGCAACAUGACCCCGGCUUCGUUCAACAUGUCCUACGCAAACCCGGGCCUUGGCGCCGGCCUGAGCCCCGGGGCGGUGGCUGGCAUGCCGGGUGGCUCUGCGGGCGCCAUGAAUACCAUGACGGCGGGCGUGACGGCCAUGGGGACGACGCUGAGCCCGGGCGGCAUGGGGGCCAUGGGCGCGCAGCCCGCGGCCUCCAUGAACGGCCUGGGCCCCUACGCCGCUGCCAUGAACCCGUGCAUGAGCCCCAUGGCGUACGCGCCGUCCAAUUUGGGCCGCAGCCGGGCUGGUGGCGGCGGAGACGCCAAAACUUUCAAGCGCAGCUAUCCACACGCCAAACCGCCCUACUCGUACAUUUCCCUCAUCACCAUGGCUAUCCAGCAGGCGCCCAGCAAGAUGCUCACACUGAGCGAGAUCUACCAGUGGAUCAUGGACCUCUUCCCCUAUUACCGGCAGAACCAGCAGCGCUGGCAGAACUCCAUCCGCCACUCGCUGUCCUUCAACGACUGCUUCGUCAAAGUGGCCCGCUCCCCGGACAAGCCGGGCAAGGGUUCCUACUGGACGCUGCACCCGGACUCCGGCAACAUGUUCGAGAACGGCUGUUACUUGCGCCGCCAGAAGCGCUUCAAGUGCGAGAAGCAGCCAGGCACCGGGGGCGGGAGCGGCGGCGGCGCCAAGGGCGGCCCUGAGAGCCGUAAGGACCCCUCGAGCGCUGCCAACCCCAGCGCCGACUCGCCCCUUCGUCGGGGCGUGCACGGUAAGGCCGGCCAGCUAGAGGGCGCGCCGGCCCCCGGGCCCGCUGCCAGCCCCCAGACUCUGGACCACAGCGGGGCGGCGGCGACAGGGGGCGCCUCGGAGUUGAAGACUCCGGCCUCCUCGGCUGCACCUCCGAUCAGCUCCGGGCCUGGGGCGCUGGUAUCUGUGCCCCCCUCCCACCCGGCGCAUGGCCUGGCACCCCAUGAGUCCCAGCUGCACCUGAAAGGGGACCCUCACUACUCCUUCAACCACCCUUUCUCUAUCAACAACCUCAUGUCCUCCUCGGAGCAGCAGCACAAGCUGGACUUCAAGUCAUACGAGCAGGCACUACAGUACUCGCCCUAUGGCACCGCAUUGCCCGCCAGCCUACCCCUCGGCAGCGCCUCGGUGGCCACGAGGAGCCCCAUUGAGCCCUCAGCCCUGGAGCCAGCCUACUACCAAGGUGUGUACUCCAGACCUGUUCUAAACACUUCUUAGCUCCCUGGGACUGGGGGUUUGUCUGGCAUGGCCAUGCUGGUAGCAGGAGAGAGAGAGAAAGAGAAAUUAACAGCAAACAAAACCACACAUACCAAGCCGACAGCAGCAUAGUAAAAUCCCAACUAUUUUUAUUUUUUUCUGUGCACAAUCUUUCCCCCAGUACAAAAGACUGUUACUUUGUUAUUGUUGUUCCGAACACUUUGUGUAUAUUAUUACAAAAAAACAACCCCAAACCAACAAAAAUGUUUCCUGAAAAGUUUAAUGAUCCACAAAUGUAUAUAUAUAUAAUCCUCCGACUUCCUUGUCCCUCUCCCUUUCUUUCCUCUUCCACCUGCAGACGUGCUAGUCUGUGCAGGAUUUAUUUAAAAAAAAAAAAGAAAGAUGGUCAAGCUUGUAAAAUAUUUGUUUGUGCU